Molecule: messenger RNA, 2304 nt
Organism: Diaporthe amygdali
Lineage: Eukaryota; Fungi; Ascomycota; Sordariomycetes; Diaporthales; Diaporthaceae
Product: amine oxidase catalytic domain-containing protein
Exons: 13
Coding region: 1-2304 (767 amino acids)
Biological process (GO): amine metabolic process
Cellular component (GO): plasma membrane
Molecular function (GO): quinone binding; copper ion binding; primary methylamine oxidase activity
Source: RefSeq, a predicted model, not a curated record
AUGCGACGUAAUACUUCAUUUGUUCCGCCGAUUCUUGGGUUUUUGGCCAUCGCCUCCACGGUUUCCGGGCAUGGUGUGCGUGGUAGCCUACCACGACAAGCUGGUGGUGGGGUUUGCCAGGUCACCCAACCCACCGUGGGAGCACCUCACCGAAAUAUCUGGGCGGGUUUGACAAACCAGGAGAUGGCGGAUGCUCUGGACUUUCUUUACAAGUCCAAGGAGUUGAACUUGACCAUCGAUGGUGGCAGCCUUGCAAUUGAUCUACUGCAGCCCAACAAGACAGAUGUUCUCCCGUUUUUGGCUGGUGGAGGAAUUGCUCCGCCGCGAUAUGCUCGUGCAACCUUGGCAUUCGGCAGCUCACCGGAGCCAUACAUUCAGGAGUACAUUGUCGGGCCCAUGGCGAAGGGAAAUCAGACCCAGGCUAAACCACUCACAUUCCUCUCUACCCGUCAGCCCGGCAAGAAGCUUCGAGUCUAUGACUCGGACAGCGGUGGCCCAGGAGACAACUUGACAGAUGCCAUUAUGUCGCAAGCUGCCGAUAUUACCAAGGCUCUGUGGAACAUGGAUGUCAACAACUUCAGCCUCGCAACAGUUUCCCCUAGCCGAGUGGAAAAUGGCCUGGUCAUAGCUUGGCAAGGUUUCACGGGCAGCUCAACUGGCUCAUUUGAUACAGGUACUCUGCUACCGCAAGGACUUUAUGUGAGAACCGAUCGGACUGGUCGCGACUCUUCAAAGUGGAAGAUUACUGGUUGGCUAUACAACAAUGUGUUCUACAACAGCAUUGAAGAAUUUAAAACCGCCCUGACAAAACCUGGAUUUGAGAAAUUAGGAAUGGUCGUUGAUGGGUCGUGGGCGCAACUCGACAAAGUUGGGGAUUCUCUGCCAUUCGACGAACUCCCUCCGCCAAUGUCCAUCCAACCGGGCCCAAAGCGCUUCUCUGUAGAUACAAAAGAGAACUUCGUCUCCUGGAUGGACUUCAGCUUUUAUGUGACUGUCAGCCGCGACAUGGGACUUAGGUUGUUUGAUAUCAAAUACAAAGGCAAGCGAAUCAUCUACGAGCUUGGCAUGGAGGAAGCCAUAGCCCAUUAUGCGGGAAUUGAUCCGAUCCAAUCUGGCACUUGCUAUUUCGACACCAUGUACGGAUUUGGUACCAGCUUUGUCUCGCUGGUGAACGGCUACGAUUGUCCGGCUUAUUCCACGUACAUCAACACCACAUAUAUGGAUGGAACUUCAAGGAACACGCAGCCUAAUGCGAUCUGUAUGUUUGAGCUGAACGAGGACUUGCCUAUCCAAAGACACUCAGGCCCAGGUUUCACUAGUAUCACCAAGAGCAUUGCAUUCAAGCUGCGAUCGGUGGCAACGGUCGGAAACUACGACUACCAGACAACAUAUGAAUUUCGGAUGGAUGGCUCUAUCACCGUUGCAGUCAGAGCUUCAGGCUAUAUUCAGAGCGGGUACGCUGCAAAGAACGGAGAAUAUGGAUUCAAUAUCCACGACAAUCUAUCCGGGUCAAUGCACGACCACGUGCUUACCUUUAAAGCUGACUUUGACAUCAUGGGCGAAAAGAAUUCCGUACAAAAGGUCGAAUUUGUGCCUACCACUGAGACUUAUGUCUGGAGCGAUGGGAAGCCACGCAAUACUAUGAAGGCUAAGAAGUCGUUCAUUGCCAAUGAGGAUGAUUCCAAGAUCAACUGGUCCCCUAAUGGUAACGCGAUGUACGCUAUCGUCAACAAGGAUGCCAAGAACCAGUAUGGCGAAGCUCCGGGGUACAGAAUCAUGCCCGCAGCCGGAGUCGCUUCGCUGACGAUACAAAACUCAUCUGUUGCCCAGAAUGCCGUAAACCACGCUGACCACCAUUUAUACGUGACCAAGCAAAAGGACACGGAAGCCCGCGCUGCAAAUCCAUACAACCUCCUUGAUCCGGCAGAUCCAGUAGUCAACUUCGCCAAGUAUUUUAACGGCGAAUCUCUGGACCAGCAAGAUGUAGUUGUCUGGUUUAACCUGGGCAUGCAUCACAUGCCGCAUACCGGUGACCUGCCCAAUACGGUGUUUUCGACCGCCCACUCGGCCAUUACCAUCGAGCCAUUCAACUAUCUGCCAGGAGACCCGUCGCGCGCCACGACGCAGCAAGUUCGCAUCAACAGUGACUCGGGAGGCAACGGCUCUGUCACGAGCUUCGGGGCCAAGCCCGUGACGUGCUCUAUAGACUCGAGCCAGCUUAACCCCAAGGUUGAGAUCUUGAAUGGGACACUCGCAGUCCACAAACUCCCGUAUGAUGGGACACGGCCAAACCGCAUUGGGUAA